This is a messenger RNA of Setaria italica (foxtail millet), 763 nucleotides long. Its product is annotated as late embryogenesis abundant protein 18. The transcript has a single exon. The coding region runs from base 109 to 459 and encodes 116 amino acids. NCBI's taxonomy places the organism in Eukaryota, Viridiplantae, Streptophyta, Magnoliopsida, Poales, Poaceae. Gene Ontology annotation, biological process: embryo development ending in seed dormancy. The record is from RefSeq and is a predicted model, not a curated record.
CAGCAUACGACGCACAGUCCCAGCACAUCCAUUUCGUUUCAGUCCAAGAAUCAAUUGAGCACGCCAGGAGAAGCUAGCUGCUAGGAGACCAGCAACAACUUGGGCAGGAUGCAGCCGGCGAAGGUGAAGGCGAAGGACAUGGUGAGCUCGGCGAAGGAGAAGGUGAAGGAAGGGUCGGCCAAGAUGCAGGGCAAGACGGGGGAGGCGACGGCGGCGACGCACGGCGAGAAGGAGAUGGCCAAGGAGGCAGCCCGCGCCAAGAAGGACCAGGCCACCGCCGACAUGCACCAGGAGAAGGCCGAGCACCGCGCCGACGCCACCACCGGCCGCCACGGCACCACGGGCGUGCCCCUCACCGGGCCGCACGGCCACCACGGCGCCACCACCGGUGCGGCCGUCGACCCCGCCUACCCGUCCGCCGGCACCACGUACCCGGCGUCGGGCAACAAGUACCUCUAGAUCAGAAGCUGCGUGUCAGGGGAUCGAUUGUGGUCGCACUAGCGUUUUUUUUGUGUUGUGUAGCGACCGAGUGUGAUCGAGCAGCGAGUGCAUGUAUGCUUUGUGCACGUGCACGCGUGACCUGGAAUAAUGAGAAGGGUAGCAGCAGUAGUCUUGGGUGAAGCUUCGUUUCAGUUGUACCAUGUACUGUACUCAUGUGUGGUGUUGUUUCUGUGUGUAGUGCUUUUUUUUGGAAGAAAUUUAUGUAGUGCUGCAUGCAAAUCUAGCUACUUCCGUCUGUGCAAGGUGGUGCUGUUUUAACGCA